Hordeum vulgare subsp. vulgare (domesticated barley) is the source of this 632-nucleotide messenger RNA. Its product is annotated as oryzain alpha chain-like. Bases 89 to 526 code for a protein of 145 amino acids. NCBI's taxonomy places the organism in Eukaryota, Viridiplantae, Streptophyta, Magnoliopsida, Poales, Poaceae. The record is from RefSeq and is a predicted model, not a curated record. The transcript has a single exon.
UCUUCCCCUCACAUCUCUUUCUUACAUGGAACCCCACCUUCAACAGAUCUGAUCCACUCCCCCACCUUCCCGUCGUCCUGGUAUCGUGAUGAGGAGCUCCACGGCUCUCAUGGUCGCAGCAUCGCUGCUACUGCUGCUGGUAUCGCUGGCUGCGGCGGACAUCCAGAUACCCUACAGGGAGAGGAGCGAGGAGGAGACGAGAAAGGUCUUCGUGGAGUGGAAGGCCAAGUACGGGAAAACAUACAACUCCAUCGGCGAGGAGGAGCGCCGGUACGCGACGUUCAAGAACACCCUGCGCAACAUCGACCAGCACAACGCCGCUGGUAUCCCCUCGUACCGCCUCCGCUGGCAGCUCAACAAUUUCUCCGACCACACCCAUGGUGAGGGCUCCGGAGGCUUUCGCUCAUGUUACCUUCCAGCUCCACUAGACGGCGACUGGACGAGCACCAAGGGAGCGUUGAUUGCAUACAUGCUGUUUGUUUCUAGUUUCAUUGUUCUUAUUGCAUGUUGUAAAUUGCAUGCAUAGUCCUGCCAUUUGGACCAGGCGGCCUUUGGGUGGGGAAGAUUCGUGCGAUUAGUGUAUUUCUGUUCCAUGUAAUCCUGGAUUGAGUCAGAUUUGUAUAUUUUUAUUG